Messenger RNA from Vigna unguiculata (cowpea), 2282 nucleotides. RefSeq names its product protein PHOSPHATE STARVATION RESPONSE 1-like. NCBI's taxonomy places the organism in Eukaryota, Viridiplantae, Streptophyta, Magnoliopsida, Fabales, Fabaceae. The record is from RefSeq and is a predicted model, not a curated record. Gene Ontology annotation, molecular function: DNA-binding transcription factor activity; DNA binding.
CUGCAUGGGAAUGAAUGCAGGUGCAGGAAGCGCAGAGAGUCCACGCUAUCGAGAUUGUCGAUCACGCGAGUGGGUGGCGCGUGUACGAGGCUUGUAUUUGUAGCAAUAGCACAGUGAGAAGACAAAGCGCACUCGUUUCGUUGAUCACCGUUCCCCUGCCGGUGACGGAAUUCAAAAACACCCGCCUCUUUCUCUCUCUCUCUCUCUUGCUCUGACCAGAAUCUGUUCCAUUCAUCUUCUCUGGUUUCGAUUCCAAUUCGCUGGGUUGGACUGCAUCUCUUUCUUACAGUAUGUAUUGUGUAAAUUGAGAGAAAGGUAGGAAUGCUAUGGUUGCAUAAUGAUCGCAAGAGGUGGUUCCAUAUUGGGAGUAGCCUGAGGGCUAUUGGUUAAUCUUCUGGUAUUUAGGCGCCUGAAAUCUCUUCGUAGUUUCAUUUCUCUAACUGGACAGAACAAAUUCAGGAUUGGGCAUGCUUUUUAUCUAGUCUGUCUUUGAUGAUGAGAUCUGAAGAUUGAUGACAAAUAGUCUGGUUUGGGUAUCAAAAACAAAAAUCAAGUUGAGUGGUAUUUUGCUGGAAAAUAAUGGAAGCACAUCCUACUUUCUCCAUUGAAAGAUCAAAGCAACUCAAUAACAUGGGGAUGUCUGGAGCACUUUCUUCAUCUUUGUCAAUCCUUCCAAUACCCACAGAAGAUAUGUAUCCUAGGCUGCCUGAAUCACAGUUGGAUAUUGUAGAACAAGAGCUUGUGACAAGACCUUAUACUAAUUCAAGUUAUUUGAAUUCAAAUGGAGUAGUUGGGCAUAUUUUUUCGUCUUCUUCUGGAUAUUCAACUGACCUUCAUCACUCAUCUCUUUCACCUGAUGAAAAGCACUCUACUAACGCUCGUUUUAUUUCACAAUCAUCAACCAACAUUGCCCAAUUUCCAUUAUCAUAUUCUUCGAAUACUGGACCACCAACUUCAGCAGCACCAAGCCAUUUUUCCAAAGAAAACAGUGCUUCCUGGCAUACAGAGUCCCUGCCCAGUUUUCUGGAUUUUCCUGCACAUCACUCAAUGGACGAUAACAGAGUAGAAAGUAGUGAUUGCCCUAUAAUGGCAUCCGAGGAGUAUUGCAAGCAAAAUGAUUGGCAGGAGUGGGCUGAGCGGCUAAUCAGUGAUGAUGACACUUUGACUUCUAAUUGGGAUGACCUUCUUACUGACAACAUUCGAGACAUUGAGCCAAAGGUGCCAUUCCAGGUUGCAAAAUCACUUUCACAGUUUCCAGGACAUCAAUCCCAAGGUCUACAACUUCCUGCUUCAUAUGGAGACAAUUGCUCUGGAGCUACCCUCUCCUCCUCAUCAAAUUCUACUCCUGCCAAGUCACGAAUGCGUUGGACACCAGAACUUCACGAGGCGUUUGUGGAGGCUGUCAACCAACUUGGGGGAAGUGAAAGAGCUACUCCAAAGGGUGUGCUGAAGCUCAUGAAAGUUGAAGGAUUAACUAUAUAUCAUGUGAAAAGCCAUUUGCAGAAAUACAGGACAGCUAGGUAUAGACCGGAGUCAUCUGAAGGAGUAACGGAGAAAAAAGCAGGUUCCAUUGAAGAUAUGGCAUCUCUAGAUUUAAAAACUGGUAUUGAGAUCACUGAAGCUCUACGACUACAAAUGGAGGUUCAGAAGCGGUUGCAUGAACAGCUAGAGAUUCAAAGAAAUUUGCAGCUGCGAAUAGAAGAACAAGGAAGGUACCUCCAGAUGAUGUUUGAGAAGCAAUGUAAAUCUGGAAGUGAAGCGUUGAAGGCAUCAUCAUCUACCAUUGAGACUCAAUCUGGAGUAUCUUUGAAUGCCACGAGAGACUUCGCGGUCAAAAAUGUUUUAGAAGCAUCACAAGUAGAGCAUUGUAGGUCAGAAGCUGAUCAUGCUAACCGCAGUACCACAGUUGAGGAAGGCUCGCUGGAAAAGGGUGGGAAUGCUGAUUCUCCCAAAACUCAACAUGUUAUUGCUAGUGAUGACAGUGCAGAAGCCCCAAAACGUCAAAGAACAGAGUAAGCCAUAUGAUGGGUGGAGGUCGUAAGUUAUGAGUUUCUUCUGUCCUAUUGUCAUGAAAGAGUGCAAUGUACAUUUAGCAGAUGAUGUCACCUCAAUUGCUUAGGUCAAGUUUUGUUGUUAUAAAUCCUUUUUGUUAGGUAGUUUGUAAAUGUCAGUAACUGUAAGCCAUACUUGAGCUUGCGCAUACUCUAUCCUUGGAAUGCAGAACCCUUUAUGCGCCCUGGAUUACCGUUCCCCACAUCAAUAAAAAGCAAAUAAUGAGUCAA